CAAUGCAAAUUACAAUUUUAUGACUACCUAUGGAUAUUGCAUGUAAUCAAAUUAACGGAACUCACUUAACCUGACAUUUAAAAACCAUAGCAUGUCUGUACAGCUGACUUGGUUUGUUGUCACGGGGCUUACUGCAAUGUAAUAAAUCAGUGUCGUUCAAUCAUUAAUGUCGUGAUGCCAUUAUUUCCGUAGUACGACGACGUCUAGGGUCAUCAUUAGUUUCUUUCAAUUCUAUGUGCAAAUCUUCACGGUCGCUGAGUUUCGAUUACGCAGUUAAGGCAAACGACAAGUAUGUUGACGGUCGUUUGUGUAAUGCCUUUACUAAUCGGGAAAUUCGUUCGCCGGUGGGCAGAUUGGUAGCUCGGUGACUGGCUGACAGUUCGCGUUUAGCGGGCACCAUGUCCGCACGCCACCGAUUAUUUCAACCUUGCAUACUUACAAUGUGCUAAGUGUACACAACAUUUGCUUGCUUCGUCAUGCGACAGACUACGUAAACAAAGGAGCCUCCCGCGCUCGAAUGACUCCUCACAAGUCACUAUCGUUGUCAAAUGUGUAAACAACGCGUUCUUUCAGUGUAGUGGUCGUACUGUGUGCAAUUUCAUAGAUGAAAAAAAAACGUUAACCUCGUUGUGAUUUACAAAGUUACCAUUAAGCAGAGGACUGUACAAUUUGUCAUAUUGUAUAUUCACCAGAUGAUGAAGAGGAUUCAGGGGUAGGAGUGGCCCGACAUGAACUCAGACGUGCACCGUCAUCAAGCACAUCCGCCGCUUGCUCAGCACGGCGUGCACACAGGCGCGCAAGGUGUCGCAUGCGGGUGGUAUUCGGCGUCGGCUGCACCAGCGCCCACCGCGCCGGUACGCCUCAAGCGCUCCCAGCCGCCGCACCAACUACCGUCCGGAGGUGGAGUGAGCGGCAGUAAUGGGCCACUCGCGCCUCUUUCGCCCACCGCAUUGCAGAAUUCCGUACCACAAAAUAACGUGAUGUCAUCUUCGGUGCGGGCGCCCGCACCGCUCGGCCCCAACUCUUCGGCCAUGCACACGUCACAAACCUCGCCUGUGGUCAUAUCGAAAGGAAGUAGCGACGUUCUGGUGAACUCUACCGCUCAAAACCCACCGCCCGCUGGCAACAGGCUCGUCAACAUGACCCAGUGGCCAUGGCAUUACGGCGCCAUAUCCCGCGAGCGAGCCGAGGCUUUGUUGUCCGGCUCACCGGACGGAGUAUUUCUGGUACGCGAGAGCACCAACUUCCCCGGUGAUCACACGCUGUGCGUCCGCUACCGGGGACGAGUGGAGCAUUACCGAGUGAAAUGGGCGACCGCUCCUGAUAGUAAUACGCAACGCCUGACCAUUGACGAUGAAGAAUUUUUCGAUAACAUGACUGAUUUAAUACAUCAUUAUUUACAAGAUGCCGAUGGACUAUGUACGAAGUUAUUGCGAUGCCUAUCCAAAACUGCGCCGAACGGUGCGAACAACAAUGGCCUCAUGCAACCUGCGUACCCUCCCCAUCCGCAGCCGCCUCCAUAUCCGGCCACGCCUAGCGUUUCGUCCGCACUAAACUCUGGGCAAUAUCCUCAUACGCAUUCCACCGCCAAUACUACCGCCACCGCCGCGAUCGCUGCGUCUACCGCACAACCGCCUAGCACAGACCAAACGGACAGCGCGAUGCAACCGCAGAAAUUUGUCGAUGCUCGUUGGCGAAUAGACGAGCGGGACCUUGAAAUCCGAGAGAACAUUGGCAAAGGAGAAUUUGGAGACGUGAUGCUUGGAAUAUUAAACGGCACGCAAAAGGUUGCAGUUAAAAUAUUGAAGGACCGCGAAGCCGCUAGCAAAUUUCGUGCGGAAGCCAGUGUAAUGGCGUCGUUAAAGCACGAGAACCUGGUGCGUCUCCUGGGUCUGGUGUUCAGCAGUAACGGUAACACGUGCAUAGUGACGGAGCACUGCGCGCAGGGCUCGCUGCUCGACUACCUGCGCAGUAGGGGCAGGCACUACGUCACGCAGCUGGACCAGAUCAACUUCGCAUAUGACGCAUGUUGCGGCAUGGAAUACCUGGAGCGCAUGCGCGUAGUUCACCGCGACUUGGCCGCGCGCAACGUGCUCAUCUCCCAGGAGGGUACUGCCAAGGUGGCUGACUUUGGGCUCGCGCGCCACGACCACGGCCACGACGACCCCGCCGACGCGCUGCGGCUGCAGGCCAAGCUGCCUAUCAAGUGGACCGCCCCCGAGGCGCUCAAGUACAACAAAUUUUCAAAUAAGUCUGAUAUGUGGAGCUUCGGUAUACUACUAUGGGAGAUUUAUUCUUUCGGGAGAGUGCCAUAUCCGAGAAUCCCGCUGGCCGAGGUGGUGCGGCACGUGGAGCGCGGGUACCGCAUGGAGGCGCCGGAGGGCUGUCCCGCCGGCCCGUACGAUCUGAUGCGCGCCGCCUGGCACGCUGACCCCGCGCAGCGCCCCACCUUUCAGCACGCGCGCCGCGCGCUCGCCGCCAUCCGCGACGCUCCGCCCGCUUAGUGUGAACGUUAAUCGUAGACGUCUUGUGGGUGCUUUAUGAUGGUUUCACUAAAAUCUAUAACAUACAUAGAUUACUGAGCUGUAUUUUACGAAUCACUCUACAUGCAUCUAAAAGUGAGUACUAAAUUAAAUAUGUAUUAUGUGACACUUCCGCUACUGAAGUAUUGUUCUUUUCUAGUAUAUUCGGAUAGUGUACAAAGAUGUGUAGUAGAAAAAAAAGAUUUUCCAUAUUGAUGAAACAUCAUACGGGGCUUUUAGUGAAGUGCGCUUUGUAAAAAUAGUUCCUGAUCUUAUUAGUAUAUAAUUUUAUGAGGAUGUAAACGAUUGUUUAGUAGUCCGUACUGCGACAAUAUGACAGGCAAGAGGCCACAUUUGUUGUCUUUUUAACCGAUUCAUAAAAGGGGAGGUAUCUUCUAAUUACUCCUUUCAUGGUUGUUAGUUUCUAUCAAAAACUUGAUAAAAAAAUACUUUUUCAACAUUAUGAUAAUAAUUUCUAAAUGUACCAAUAAUAGUGUCACUAAGCUAAAUUUGUGGUUUGCCAGCAAAACUUUUAUCACUAAUAAUUGCCUGGCGUGUUUUCGUAGCUCGGACUUUACUUUAAAAGUAAAUGAAUUGAAUGUUCAAAUAGAUAAGUAUCUAUAAGUUAGUAAGUAAACCAGUGAUAUUUUCAAAUUAUUAUCUUAAAAUCUAUUUUAAGAAUAUACAUUUUGCGUAGAUCCAACCCAUAUGAUCUUUGACAAAAGAAUAUAAACAAAUAUCCGACGAGGCUAUUUCAUUAAACGCCCCGUAUCAUCUAGGUCUAAACUUAAACGAAUUUCUCUUAUAAAAUGUUUUUAAAAAUCCACCCAAUAUGGCCAAUAGCCGUACGUCGGUACUAUGGUACUGUCUAGUCAAAGUAAAGUUUGUAAUAUUCGUUGUAUUAGAACAUAAUUAUUAUUUUCAUAUUAUUUAAAAGGAGUAAGGUGACUGAUAAAAUGUAAACGUAAAAUUUUAAAAUGAACAAGAAACUGAAUUCUGCUAUUAGUAAUUAUUUUUUAUUUAUCCAUCGAAAGCUGAUUUCAAUAAUGCAUUUUGAUAUUCGAACAAAAUCAUGAUUUGUUUCAAUGACAUUUCUGAAACCGGGUGACACUUAUUAUUAAUACGUUUUAAAAAGUAUUUUCACUUUAUGUACUAAAUUAUCAUCAGCCCUACGAAAAAAAUCAGUAUCAGAAAAUGAGAUCAUAAUUUGACGUCUAGCACAGACUGACAUCGACAUCAUUGCAGGAAAGUAUUAAAGUUCAUGAAAAAAUGUUUUAAUGACGAGAAAAGCUUUUUUGCCUCAUAACUCUGAAAAAAUCUACAUGAAAUUCUAUAAAUAAAUAUUAUCAUGCCCUGUAAUUCUUAAGUCUAUAAACUUUAUAUUGGGAUGAACCACACAAUGGUUGUGCAAAAGCAGCUUAAUUUGAUUGUGAAAAAUUAGUUCAAUCCCCUAAUAUGGACUUCAAAGUCUGAUCUAGUUUAAAAAUCAUUGCAUUUUGGCUAAUGUGUUAUUAGCAUUGACUGUAAUGCGUUAAAAUUGCACUCCAUUUUAUAUUAUGUGAUUAGAUGUAACAAGGAAUUAAGUGGUAAAUUCCAACUUCAGGUUGUGUGUGUUAAUAAACAAAUAAAAAUUACUAUUAAUAGUUACAAUUGAAAUAUUAAAAAAUGUACUAGGUAAAUCAACAUGACAAUCUUUUUUAUUUGCCACUGCCACGGCACAUCGCUACAACAACAAAUAGUAACAAAACUGUUUAAAAAUGUGUACGUGCAUUUUGUAAAGAAUCUGCAGAGAUAAAUGAAGCAUAAGAAAUAAAGUAGAGGCACCAGGUCGUUACCCAAAAACUUUCACAUUUCUCCAUAUGACUUUCAGCUUUAUAUUGCUUGAUAUAAGAUUCACAAGAUAUUACGAAAAUUUGUCAUCUGUAACUCGAUAUGUGGCCGUUUGUACCUAACUUUAAGUUCAAAGUAUUUAUAACAUUUUAAAAAUCCAGAGUACAAUUUAUUAAACACAUAUUUCCUCAUAUCGACACACGCUACGCAAAACAGUUUAUCUGCCCGAUACACGAAAAAGUUUUAUUGUGUUAAUCUAUAUGCAUAUUAGUUUACCAUGUUAAUAAAUAUCUCUUAUAUUUUCACUCAUUAGAGUAAAACAUUUUUCUGAAUAAUUAAAUCUCUAUCUACUUUAAUUAUGUAGUAUCAUUCUUACAAAGAAUUAUGUAUGUGUUGUAUGUAGAUUAUGAGAUUCUGAGUAGCCCAAAUCACGUAACUAUCACUUCGCAGAAUGCGUGAGCCAUAAAACAAACCCUUGUAGCUUGAAAUUAAAAUUGUUUUCAAUAUACGUAUUUAAGUUAUAUGUGUAAUUUUUUCACGUAUUAUCAAGUAAUAACUCCAUUUCUAACAAGAGAGAUAUUAUAAUUUAUUUAGUUAUAUCAUUAGCUAAUAAAUGGUCAUUGGUCAAGUAUAUAAUUCAUUAUUCUGGUUAUGCGUAGAGUGUGGCAACAUUAUUAUUAUGUUUAACGAUAUCGUGGCAGCAGUAAGUAAUAUUAGAAUCAUAAUGAAUCUCAAAUAACGAGGUGUGAAUAAAAUUUAUAUUCAAUUUUAAGGAGGUGUAAUUUAUGUACGGUAUUACCUACACGUGUUUUCGAUGUAGUCGUCAAAGCACAGAAAUAUAAAAUACAAAAAUUAUAUUUUUCGUUUCUAAUUUUAAAGGAGAAAAGGUAUGGUUUAAUGUUGUCUUAUGAUGCUGGAAUAGUGUGUUUAGCGUAAGUAACUAUAAAGAUUGUCUAAUAUAUAUUUUUAAGAAUGUCUAUUUAUAUGUACAUAUAUCUUUCUAUAAUGAUAAGAGUUCAUUAAGAUGUUUGUUUUAUCAUGUCCGGUUCCUUUAUUUGUGAAACGACUCGAUUUGAUAUUAACAUGAAAAGAACGUUCUCUAAUGAUAACAAAGCCACUUUAAAAGUACAUUAUACUACAUUUGUGCCAGCAGUACUUGCUGGCACAAAUGUAGUAUAAUGUACUUGAAUUACAAAGUACUAACAUUGAACACGAGGCUAGAUCCUUGAUUUAUAUUUAAAAUCUAUAUGUCUACCUAUAUGACUGUUAUGACACAUUCUCAUUAACAGAAAUCUCCCACACUUUCGUCUUAGUGGUUCUGGUUUACCUCGGGAAUAGGGGAAUAGUAUUCGUUCUGGGUGCAUCGUGCGUGAAUGAUUAAAAAAGCGUUUGUAAAUGCGGUAGAAAAUGUAUACUGUUUUAAAGCAUUCUCGCUGGUUGCUACUUACGAAGUCAUUGUCGAAUCAUAAGAUGCAGUAACCGGACAGUCAGUUGAAGCUUAUGAGACAACAUUGUGAUUUUUUCAUUUUUUUUAAAGUGUUUCAAAGACUUAGGUAUAUUCUGAAAGAAAUGUCCGUUUGUGUAACGUAUUCUUAUGCAAUACUAGUUUUAAGUGUUGAAUUGUUUUUACGAAUUAUUUAUGUACGUACCACUUGAAAAUUGAUUAGAAAUGAUUUAUUGAUUAAUUUCAUUUCUUUUCUGUGAAAGUUUAUUUUGAAAUUAAUCACCUCAUUGUUUUCAUUUGUCUUCCUAAUUUUUUCUAUUGUAUGUUCGUAAAUAUUACAGAGUCGCACAACGGCGCACUAGUCUAGGAUGAGUUUAGUUCAGUGAACCGCUAUGCAUUAUUGUUUUAAUGGUAUGUUGUUGUUUUAACAUUGUUCUUGAAAUAAAGAAAUGAAAAUCUCAUCUACUAAUAAAAAAAAAUAUGUUUUUUACUGCUGUAUUAUAUUUCUCGUAUGUUCUUCAAUGUAAAUACGUGUAUGUUAAGGGAUAAAUUGUAUAAUAACAAAAUAUAAUUCCGAAACAAUAAUUUUGUUUUAAUUUUCGAAUUAUUCAUGACGGUCUGUGUCUGCUUCUGAGCAGCAACAGGAAGCCGAGCUGCAAUCGGUCUCGAACACUCCCAAUAUCUUCUCAGAAGUUUUUAUGUCUGCAGGAUUCUGUCGUGAUAAAGACUUGGGAAACCAUAACUCGGUUUUUAAAUCAUCUUUACUCACCAUUCGCUCAAGCCCGCUUGUGAAGCAACUUGUGCUACAGUUUGAUGGCGAUGUUUGUGUUUUACGUUCCUCCGCAUUGCAAUUACUCGCCUGAUCAGUGUAAGUAGUCACCGACUUGUCUGUCGUACAAGGUUCCCUGCACUCACAUUCAACGUUGCUGGUUAUUUUAACUGGCGAUCUCUGUUCUUUAUGCUUCUUAUAUUUAAAUCCGGUCUUCUUUUUGCGUAUUUUUGUAUUAGAAUCUUUACCGCUCGACAUGGAGGCAUCACUGCGUUUGUUAUGUACUUGAUAACAUUUGCAUUCAUCUACGAACUCUCUUUCUGGCUGUAUAACAUUUUUGUUAGAAUUAUUCGAACAAUUGCAAGGUUUGGCACAUACAGUUUGACAAACAGUGGGAUUCUCUGCGGGUGUAUCCGUUUGUGCAGAUGCAUAUUCUGUUAUUGAUGUGGGACGCCACUCACAUUGACGCAACCGUGGAGAAAAAUAAUGAAGAUCUGUUGUCGACGACCAACCGUCGUUAUGAAACUAAAAAUUUAAAAUCGUAAUUUUCUAUCUUUAUUAGAUAUGAAUUCAAAUCAAUCAAUCUCGGUCGUGAUCAUAAUAACAUACUACUAUGGUUAUCUACCUUCAGUUGAAAGGGCAUGGUCGUGUCACCAAACAUAUAUGGUUUUGAAAAAAGUCCGUUGUUGUUUUGACAUUGCUGACUGAAUAAGGCCGAUGACAUCCUGAAGUAAAGAUACAAUUAAUUUUAAACAAUAUUGCACGAUGCUAUAUAUGUAAGGAUAUAUAAACACGAGGCGCAACAAAUUACCCCACCCCACCUGAUGUUAAGUGUAAGUGCGAAGAUACACGAUGCGACAAAAAGUGUGCUGCUCCAGCCAUCCUCACCUUGUCAGCCUCAAUCCCUCUACCCCGCGGAGCUCAGCACCAGCAGAAACACAACACCAUCAAAAGGUAGUGUAAUACCCCUGCAUGUGAAAAAACCUUUACAUGUAGGGGUAUUACAGGUUUUUUCACAUGCACGAAUGUGCAUGCAAUGCAUAUGGUGUGGGAAGUAGCGAGGAAAGGAGGCAGGGACGUAGUGAGGCAACUUACUCGUCAUGUCGCAUGUCAUGCCCACUCCCCAUUUUCUUGGUUUUUGCUUUGUAUCACAUUGAUAUAAUUGGCUAUCUAAAAAUGCAUAGCGCACAUAUUGCCACAAUGACAUCGUCCAUCGUAUAGCAAAGGCAAUGACCAAGUGUGGAGUUUCGCCAUUAAUUCCGCGAGCAGUGUGUGGUCAGAGAGAGCAACAUCGCGGCAGCACGAGCAACGCAAGCAGCAUAGUGUGGCGGGACUAUAAGCUGGUGUAGGAUUAUGGGGUAGGUAGAGCGCAAGUAUUCCAUUACCUUUUUCGCAGGUAACAGUUGCUAGAAAAAAUAGCAGGGUUGACAUUUAUUCUGCAUGGAGGAGUACAUAGUAAAAUUUAUUUAUGUAUUUAAUAAAACUGCCAUCCCAUUCACUCUUAUAUCACACCAAUAUGCCUAACAAACAAUAUCGUAUUUCCAUACUUUACAAAAUACUUACGGAUUUGAAAUGCUUCUAACAUAGAACAUUCCGCUUGCGUUAUUCCAGUAGGGGUGGUGCGUGUGAAGAUUAGGAUCACAAAAUGGUGUAUUGCGCUUGUUAGUGGGUAUGAAGUAAAAGUGUACACUCCCAUCAGGAUAGAUCACUGAAGCUACUUCACCUUCUCCUAUUAUUUCAGGGUACAUAGUGCG
Messenger RNA from Chilo suppressalis (striped riceborer), 8319 nucleotides. The record is from the annotation of a GenBank genome assembly. NCBI's taxonomy places the organism in Eukaryota, Metazoa, Arthropoda, Insecta, Lepidoptera, Crambidae.